ACAGCUGCCACACCUCUCUCAACAUGCCGGAAUCACCCACAAUAGAUUUUGUACCGGCCACUGCUGAAGACUAUGAAGAGCUGAUGUCUAUCUCAAGUGGUAUAUACAAAGGAGUGGACUAUCUGCCUUACAGUUACCAUGCAUGGCUGAAGGAUCGUCAAAGAGGCAUGUAUAUGGCCAAGAUUGAGGGAAAAAUCGUGGGCUUUGAGUCUUUCUUACUGGUUGAUAGCGGUGAGACAGCUGUGGUGCAAAGUCUUCGUGUGGCCCCCUGGAUGAGAGGAAAAGGUUUAGCCAGGAUAUUUAUAAAGUUUCUCUUUGACAAAAUUCAUUCUGACCACCCGCAAGUGAAAAGAAUCCGCUUUGCCCAUGAAGAGGACCCUCUGCCGAGCAUGCUGAAGAAGUACAAAGUGAUCACCUCUAAGGCUGUGGUGUCUAUGAUCCUUCCCUCUGACCAGAUUGAGGAGGCCAUAAGACUGUUGGAGGCUCGUCUGGACAAUGUGGGCCAGUUGAAUAAUUACACCGUUCUGGAACCUGCUGAGGUUCUCAAACUCUUUGAUGGGACAAAGACUUCAGAAGAUCUGCUUCCUGGGGGUCUCCUGAUCCAGGGAUGGCUUCCUAUUACCACCCAAAGGUCCAAUUUGGAGAUGCUUUUUGAAAGGAAAAUCACUUGGAUCUACUCACAACCACAAAAUACAAGCGGCAGUGCAGAGCAACAACAAACUAACCAUGAAGGGAAAAUGAGAAGAGGAUCACCAUCACUAUCACCCUCUUCUGUCAGGUUCCUCAGCCUCGGUACUCCAGCAUACCCAGUACUUUACACAGAUGCCACAUAUCUAUUAGAUAUCGACCUGUUCGGCAUUGACCCGGCAAGUGCUAAGAUUCAUGUUGUACAGCAAUUAAAGUUGUGUAUACAGUCCCUGCCGGCCGGAAACAGUAUAAUCUGCAACGUUUAUGGAGAAGAGAGUCUGCGAGCUGAACUAAGUCAACUGCAGGGGGGUCUGAUGCCAUUCCUUGCAGUAAAUGAACAGAUGGUCUUAGAAAUGGACUUGUAAAGUCAAACUGAAGGCAACUUUUUUGUUUGCCUGGCUUGUCUUUAAUGUCGAUUGGACCCUGGGCAUGCAAUUUUGCUCUCCACCUGCUCUAUGUUUAUGACAUGUUAUGUUUUUAUAUUUAAUAAAACUUUUUGAAUCAUUUAUAGUGUCCUAGUUUUGGCCCUCUUGGGAGAACUUUAUUCUCUCCUUUUUUGUUAUAUGCCACCAAUAGAACCACGUCUUGUGGGUAACCAUGCAGACGAAAGAUAGAUUAGUUAAUUAACUCUUUUUAUUAUGACAACAUUUUCUUUGACGUGGUUAUCGAAU
Molecule: messenger RNA, 1358 nt
Organism: Rana temporaria (common frog)
Lineage: Eukaryota; Metazoa; Chordata; Amphibia; Anura; Ranidae
Product: probable N-acetyltransferase 16
Exons: 3
Coding region: 24-1052 (342 amino acids)
Molecular function (GO): acyltransferase activity, transferring groups other than amino-acyl groups
Source: RefSeq, a predicted model, not a curated record